AUGUUGGUGACAUCUCUGCUAGCCGCCUUCUUGGCCACCUCAUCAGCUUCUCCUCUAUCCAUCCCGCAUGUCGUCCACGAGAAAAGGACCUCAGCGCCCCACGGAUGGGUGAAGAGAGCAGAGCUAGGCCGCAGGAUGGUCCUGCCAAUGCGCAUCGCACUCGCACAAGAAAAUCUGCACAAGGGCGAUGACUGGCUCAUGGAUGUAUCCCAUCCGACCUCUAGCAAGUAUGGGCAGCAUUGGUCAGCGGAGGAUAUUGCUACCGCCUUCGCUCCUAGUGAAUCCACUGUCAACGCGGUGAAGGAAUGGCUCUCCUCAGCAGGUAUCACGAGCGAACGCAUCAAGCAAAGCCAAAGUCUGGGCUGGUUGAGUUUCGAUGCUUCUGUAGAAGAAGCGGAAAGCCUACUGAGAACGAAGUACCACGUUUACGAGCAUCAAGAGACUGGUCAACCGCACAUCGCCUGUGAGGAAUACAAUAUCCCAGCAACCCUACAAAGCAAGAUUGACUUCAUCACACCUACUCUUCACUUCGAUGCUAAGCUGAAGCCGCGCGACGCCAAGUCUGAAAAAGAGAAGAGGGCUGUUAGCCAACACAUCAAUCCUGGCAACCCCAGCGGCGGGAACAUUCCCAAAUAUCAGCCUCUUGCAAAAAGUAACCUCAUCAAAGAGCUCAGUGAUUGUGAUAAGCAGAUUACGCCUAAUUGUUUGAGGGCUCUAUAUAAAUUUCCACCAGGGCUGACUUCAAACCCGAAGAACAGCUAUGGAAUUGUGGAAUACACCCCGCAGGCUUAUCUCCCAUCUGACCUUGAUCUAUUCUUCAAAAACUUUAGUACGAAGCAAAUUGGAAACCGUCCCAUCUUCGACUCCAUUGACGGAGGCACUAUCCAGCAGAACAUGACGGGCUUCGACUACAAUGGCGAGAGCAAUUUGGAUCUUGAGUAUGCCAUGGCUUUGGUCUAUCCACAAAAUGUCACUCUGUAUCAGGUAGGAGAUAACCAGAUGGGAGCAAGCUUCAACAACUUCUUGGAUGCUAUCGAUGGCUCGUACUGCUCGGUACCAGGGCAUAAUGACCCUACGCAGGACGGAAUCUACCCUGAUACGCUCCCUGGAGGCUAUACUGGACCCGAGAACUGUGGUGGUUUCGCAGCCACGAAAGUCAUUUCUACGUCUUACGGGUACAACGAACACGAUCUUACUCCCUUUUACCAACGCCGCCAGUGCAACGAAUAUAUGAAGCUUGGACUUCUUGGGGUAUCUGUUCUUUACUCAAGCGGCGAUUAUGGCGUCGCUGGGAAUAGUGGUCAAUGUAUCGACGGUGCAGGAGAAGACGCUCCAUACAACGAUGGCGCAUCAGGAAGAUUCAAUCCUUCCUUUCCUGGAACAUGCCCUUAUGUCACUGCCGUGGGAGCCACACAAGUGAUUCCAGGAGUCAAUAUCCUGACUACACCAACACAACCCGAGGAAGCUUGCGAGUCAGUCAUUUACUCUGGUGGAGGCUUCAGUAACGUCUUCCCAUUGCCAAGUUAUCAGUCAUCGGCAGUGAAGUCCUACUUCAAGAACCACCUACCAUCAUACAGCUCCGCUCAGUACAACAACAGCCAGCAAACACGAGGCUUCCCGGACAUCAGCGCCAAUGGAGCCAACUACGUUGUCACUGUAGACGGCGGGUUCUCUCUCGUGUUCGGGACCUCAGCCUCUUCCCCCACCCUUGGAUCCAUCCUCACUUUGAUCAACGAAGCUCGUUUCAACAUUGGAAAGGGAUCACUGGGCUUCAUCAAUCCUGUUGCGUACGCUCACCCUGAGAUCUUCAAUGAUAUCACGCAAGGAGGCAAUCAAGGAUGUGGCACCCCUGGAUUCACUUCCGUCAGUGGAUGGGAUCCGGUUACAGGUUUGGGGACGCCAAAUUUCCCGAAGAUGUUGCCUGUGUUCCUGGCGUUGUAGAGAAGCCGAAUAGGUAUAGACUUUUUCAGCAUGAGGGAUGAGACUAUGAUCACGACAGCCUAGCAGCUAG
Molecule: messenger RNA, 2011 nt
Organism: Sphaerulina musiva SO2202
Lineage: Eukaryota; Fungi; Ascomycota; Dothideomycetes; Mycosphaerellales; Mycosphaerellaceae
Product: subtilisin-like protein
Exons: 6
Coding region: 1-1941 (646 amino acids)
Biological process (GO): proteolysis
Molecular function (GO): tripeptidyl-peptidase activity; serine-type endopeptidase activity
Source: RefSeq, a predicted model, not a curated record